AUGUCUUAUAUCUCCGUUUGGAAACCCAUAUCGGUCAACCAAAGCAACAGACCUGUCCUAGAAACCGAUGAACACGAUAUAUAUGUCCGAGAUGGUGUAGGGAUAUAUCAGGGUAAAUCCAAGAUCUUAGAACGUCAAGAUGGUAGGAUCUAUUUAACCAACAGACGCAUAAUCUAUUUUGAUAAUAAGGUCAAUAGCAACAGUUGCUGUGUUUAUCUCACAGAAAUAUCUCAUGGUGAACCUAUAGGACGAUUUCUUCGAUCAUCUCCUAAAGUAAAGUUGUAUUUGAGAAAGGGCACAAUUGAGUCAAGCAAUAAUAACAAUAAUAAUAAUAAUAUUAGUAAUAAUAUUAAUAACGACAAUAAUAACGUUUCAACAUCUUCUCCAUCUCCUCCUCCUCCAUUAUCUUCAACUUCCUCCUUAUCUUCACUAACUUUAAAGCCAACUAAAGUCACUUGGACUUGCCAAAUAUGUUCCUACAAUAACGCUGAUUAUUUCACCGGUAGUCAAUUGGAUACUGGUGCUGUUAAACUUAAAUGUGCUUCCUGUGGUAUCCCUCCAUCUAUUCCUUAUAUUAGACGGUUCUUGGUUGCUCCUACUCAGACGUCUAAUGCUGACCAAGUUACAGAUAGACAACCCUCUUUAGAAGUUAACUCCAGUGGUAGUAGUUCUAACCUUAAGUCGUCUAAGAACACCAUUGAAUGUCCUCGAUGUACAUUUAUUAAUCAUUCCUCGCUUACCACUUGUGAAAUCUGUGGGAGUUAUUUACUACAAACUGCGUCUUUGGAAUUGAAAACAAAUUCCAUAGUUGCACCAUCGUCAUCAUCACAAACAGCUAGUGUUGAUAUUGAACUCGAAGAUGGCAUUGAAGCGUAUACUAAUAACAAAGCUUAUAUUAAGGUUAGUUUCCGUAAAGGUGGAGGGGAAAUCGAGUUCAAUAACCUUGUUAACACUGCUAUUGAGGACAUCAAAUGGGAUGAAUUGACUAAAAGAGGUGGUGUGAAUGAGAAUGCUGUGAAAUUGAAUCAACAACAGAAACCUCUUGUUAGCACCGGGAAAGCAGUAAGAGCUGGAAUCAGUGGAUUAGAGGUGAAAAAUGAAUUGACUAGGAAAACCAAUGAAAUAGUUUUACAAGAUUCACUUUAUGAUUUGGAUUUAUUGAUGUUCAAGUUUGAAGAUAUCAUGAAGAUUUCUGAAUCAUUUAAACCAUUACUUAAACAGAAUUCGCUGGUGAUUACUAAUCGAAGAUUUAGUACUAAUAGUAUUAUACCCGAAUUGAACACAAGUAAGAAAUCGAAUAUCUUCCAUCAAGAACUUUCACGACAUUUAAGUGAAUAUUUAGAUAGCUAUGAAUUGGUUAAACAAACUUCAAUGAUUACCACCCAAGAUUUGUUUGCGAAUUACAAUAGAUAUUUAACCAUGAGUCAAGGGUUUGGAACAGAGUUGAUAAGCGCUUUGGAUUUCAAUAAGGCUAUCUCAAUGUUUGAUACUCUUCAUCUUCCAAUCAUGGUCAAGAAAUAUGAACGAUCUGGCUUGCUUGUUGUUGUGAGACGGUCCGAGGGCUUACACGAUAACUUCAUUGCCUUAGUGCGUAAGUUUCUCGCUCUACACCAACAACUGCUAGCAUCCAACUUUAUCGAGGAGGAGAUAGCAGACGAAGAAGAGGAGUUAAGAGGAGGAACAUCUGUCAUCAAACAUGCUCGUGGAUGUAAUAUUAAAGAGAUUAGUGAAGAGUUUAGCUGGUCUUACAACAUCACUAUUGAAGAAAUGGAACGAUGCAUACAAAGUGGAACGGUGAUAGUGGAUCAACAUAUUUCCGGGACAUUUUAUUUUGUUAAUGAUAUAUGGUGA
Molecule: messenger RNA, 1851 nt
Organism: Lizanozyma spartinae
Lineage: Eukaryota; Fungi; Ascomycota; Pichiomycetes; Serinales; Debaryomycetaceae
Gene: VPS36
Product: ESCRT-II subunit protein
Exons: 1
Coding region: 1-1851 (616 amino acids)
Biological process (GO): protein transport to vacuole involved in ubiquitin-dependent protein catabolic process via the multivesicular body sorting pathway
Cellular component (GO): ESCRT II complex; late endosome membrane
Molecular function (GO): ubiquitin binding; phosphatidylinositol-3-phosphate binding
Source: RefSeq, a predicted model, not a curated record